This is a messenger RNA of Ctenocephalides felis (cat flea), 1230 nucleotides long. RefSeq lists its product as uncharacterized. The transcript is spliced from 3 exons. NCBI's taxonomy places the organism in Eukaryota, Metazoa, Arthropoda, Insecta, Siphonaptera, Pulicidae. The record is from RefSeq and is a predicted model, not a curated record. The annotation marks the transcript as partial.
AUGUUUCAAAAACCAGAUGUUGAUAACAAGUUGAAAAUUAAUGAUGAUGGUGUACGAUAUGAUACUAUUCUUGAAAAUGAUGUUUAUGAUUAUUCUCAACAAAAUGAUCAAGAAGAUGAACUUGAACAUAAAUGUGUGUUUGAAGUGGAAGAUGAAUCUGAAUUAGAUCAACCCGAAGAGAGAGAAGUCAAUUUUGAUGAACAGGUUUACGAAAAUGCUCCAAUAACAGAACGCAAAAAAAGGGAAAAUACAUUAUUAUUAGGUCUUUGGUAUGGAGACAAAAAGCCUAAUAUGAAUUAUUUUUUUCAUGUGUUUUAUGAUGAUCUAAAGAAAUUUGUCAAUGGUAUUGAGGUUUACAUACCAUGUCGGAGAAUUAAUAUUACAGUCAAGGGUAUUCUUUUGUUGGGCACUUGUGAUUUGCCUGCUAGAAGUGAUUGUUUAAAUUUUGUCCAGUAUAACGGGUACUACGGUUGCUCAUAUUGUUUUUGCCCAGGCAUGAAUUUUACAUUAGAAACAGGUGGUAAUGUUCACGUAUACCCAUAUACUAAUAAUAUUGAGAAAAGAACAUUACAAAAUUGCAGAUCAUUUGCUGACAAUGCUUCAAGAGAUGCACCAAUAAUGGGAAUCAAAGGUCCCACAGCACUUUCACUGAUUAUGCCUGAUUAUGUCAUGGGGAUGGCCAUUGAUAGGAUGCAUUGUGUAGAAGGUGGUGUUGUAAAAAAAUUGUUAUCUUUAUUUUUCAAUACUGAAUUUAAAAAUAAGCCUUUUUCUUUAUAUGCCGUGAUAAAUGUAAUUGAUGCUAGAUUAAAAUCAAUAAAACCACCCAAAUUUGUGCAUCGGAUGCCUCGAAGUGUUACAGAGUUACUACAUUGGAAAGCAUCAGAAUUAAAAUUGUGGUUCUUUCAUUACUCGUUACCUGUUUUGUAUGGAAUUCUUGCACCACAAUAUUUUGAACAUUAUGUGUUGCUCGUGGCUGGAAUUUCCAUUUUGAAUUCCAAUACUAUAUCUUUGUAUAAACUUGAUGUUGCUAGAGAUUUUUUACACAAAGUUAAAUGUUUUGAAUACUUGUAUGGUGAAAUGUACUGCUCCAUAAAUGUACAUCAAUUAUUACAUUUACCAGACUGUGUACAGAAUCUUGGACCAUUGUGGGUAUAUUCUUGUUUCGAAUAUGAGGAUAUAAAUGGCCAAUUAUUAAAAUUAAUUCAUGGAACACGGCAUAUUGAUUCUCAA